This is a messenger RNA of Cyclocybe aegerita, 465 nucleotides long. The record is from the annotation of a GenBank genome assembly. Lineage: Eukaryota; Fungi; Basidiomycota; Agaricomycetes; Agaricales; Hemipholiotaceae.
AUGGCUCUGCCCCAAUCGCUACGCAUAUCAGUCAUUCCCCCAGAGCUAGAACUAAUUGCGUCUGAGCAACUCGUGGAGAUCGUUCCUCUAAUAUCAAUGGAGAAAACUGCCUUCAUUUCGGGCGCGUACGGGCCGCUUCGUCCACCAAAUAAAUCAAAGAUUCCUCUCUGGAUGGCGGUAAAUCUUAAAAUGAAGAAGAAGUGCCAUAUCAUUGCUCCAGAUUGGCUUAACACGGAGUUUCUGCAGGAGCGCCUCAUUCAGGAAACUUCCCAGCCUGCAUUCAGUAGCCUCCCGUUCCGCUUCGCCGAGAUUGCCAAAGUGAUUCUGGAUGUUGCCUCAGACGAUUUGGAGAAUCCGGAUAAGUUAAGAUCACUAUUGAAAGACCUACGUGAAGUCCGUCAAGCAAAAAGUCGAGACGGUCUGAAGACCCUUGAUCAUAGUGAACUGAGUGCAAGUCAUCUCUAG